Corticium candelabrum is the source of this 1721-nucleotide messenger RNA. RefSeq names its product homeobox protein PKNOX1-like. The coding region runs from base 118 to 1713 and encodes 531 amino acids. Gene Ontology annotation, biological process: regulation of transcription by RNA polymerase II. The record is from RefSeq and is a predicted model, not a curated record. Gene Ontology annotation, molecular function: RNA polymerase II cis-regulatory region sequence-specific DNA binding. Lineage: Eukaryota; Metazoa; Porifera; Homoscleromorpha; Homosclerophorida; Plakinidae. The transcript is spliced from 6 exons.
CGUCACGCGGAUGACAGCGUCAAUCACGUCGAGGAGCCUCUGCGCCCGGCCGAAGCGCAACUGCCAGAAGAUCAACACGACACCGACACACACCAACUCGAUCAUCCUCGAUCACCAAUGGACGACCCACUAAGCGGCGGCGCCUUUGCACACAGCGGCUUCUCUGUAGAUCCCUAUUCUCAAGGGACGUACGUGGAAACGAACGGCCAACCAGCGAUGUCUGGACCCCACCUUGUGACGCAGGGUGCAGCUCCCGCGCCUGAUCUCGAGAACGACAAACGCACGAUCUAUCGACACCCGCUCUUUCCACUUCUCCUCAUGCUCUUCGAGAAGUGCGAGCUGGCGACGCAGACGACCGAGUGUCCGUCGGCUCGCAGCAUCGACAUGGACAUCCGAGCGUUUGUCUCUCAGAUGCAGCACCAGGGGAAGGCCCUGCUUGCCGACGAGCCGGAAAUCGACAGUCUGAUCGUCAAGGCAGUCGAGGUUCUGCGGAUGCAUCUUCUCGAGCUCGAGAAGGUCGGCGAUUUGUGUAAGGAUUUCUGCCAGAGAUACAUCGCGUGUCUGAAGGGCAAAAUGCAGAGCGACAAUAUUCUCAAGGCCGUUCCCGAUCAGGCGUUCGCGACACCUCCAGAACAGCCCACACCACCUGGAGCUGCAUUCGGUGCCUCCGCUCGGGGACUUCCCCCCGCACGUGACGUCGGCAUGGCAUCGUCUCAAGGGGCACUGUCGUCGUUGUCGGCACAGCUGGGAGACUCCCAAGGGAUUCUCUCAUUCGAGCAGCAAGGGACAUCGUCGUCGGCCGACUCCACGCCGUCUACCUCUACUUCCGGUCAAGCCGGAAGUCUAUCUGCUGCGGGAGACAUCCAACACGUCGGUUUGUCGAGAAAGGGUCGACGACGAGGAGUGUUGCCAAAGAAUGCAACCAGCGUGCUAAGAAGCUGGCUAUUCCAGCAUCUAGUGCAUCCCUACCCAACGGAAGAUGAGAAGAGACAGCUGGCUGUCCAAACUCAACUCACUAUACUACAAGUCAACAACUGGUUUAUCAAUGCGCGUCGGAGAAUUCUUCAGCCAAUGCUUGAUAAUACAGCCGGCAAUGGAAAUUCGAGAAAAUCUCCUGCUACUCGAUAUCCGCCUCACAUGUGGCUGUCUUCAAUUUCGGAUGUUCAACCAACCGUGUCGAGUCCUUGUUUCGAUGGAGACGAUAUGGGAGCAGCCGGUGUACCUGUCCUAGCAGCUAUGCCUCUCAACUCCGAACCUUUGCUACAUCCAGUUACCGACAUGUCAAUGAGAGGAAAUUUCCACUCCCUGCCACCGGCUCCUCACACUCCUAUCGACCAGAGUGUGCCAAAUUUCAUGCCUGAAUCUCCACUACCGGAUGCGGCCGGGUUUCCUAUAGCUCCUAACAGUAUGAUGAGGACUUCAUGUGAAAUGUCGUAUUCGAAUCAUGGUGUGACUAUGAAGCCAUCAUCCACGUCUGUUGAUGGUCACUACAACAUGAUGAACACGGUCCCGUUGCAGCAUCCUCCUAAUGACCACGAUGAUUCUCAGUGUGGAUAUCAGUACAGAGAAGAGAGUUCCGUAGAACGCGAGUAUCGUUCACCAAUACGACUGAUGCCGACUCCUCGGCCACGCGACAAGCAACCCGGUCGUAUGUUGAAUGCGGUGCCUCAGGAGGCUCGAGGCGGUGCAGUCAGCCAAGCUGCUAUAAAUUAAUAAAAUAC